CGCCAGCGUCACUCAGCUUUUUGUGGCAAUCUUUACGUUGGGGUUUUGGGCAGAUAUAUAUAUAUAUAUAGUAUAUAGAUGAGUUGGGGUGGAGCGCAGCGGAGAGAGAUAAGACCGGAUGGUCAAAGCCAGGGAAGCCCUUUCCCUGGUGACGCAGCGCCCCGGGGGAGUUCUGUGCCGAGCUGGGCGUUCUGAUUGCGCCUCCUCUCGCCCGCGGGCGGCCAACCAGAGGCGGAGGCGGAGGCGCCGGAGGAGGAUGUAGCGGGAGCCGCGGAGGAAGACUCCAGGGGGCCGCAGAGCGCGCGCAAGGGAGGCUCCGCGUUGCGCACGGCUUCUGUCUGGCGAGCCCGCCCUGAUGGAGGAUCCCGUUAGCUCGGCGCUGCUGGCGGCCGCCGGGCUGCUGCUGGCGCUAUGGUGGCUGCUGGGCCGCCGCCGGUCGCUGCAGGGGCUCCCGCCGGGUCCCAAGCCGUGGCCUUUGGUGGGCAACUUCGCCUUCGCCUUGGUGCCCAACCCGAUGGUGCGCAAGCGGCUACUGGGUAUCGACCGGCAGCAGCAGCAGCUCCCCAAAGGCGAAGGCGGCGCCGGGAGGGAGCAGCAGCAACAGCCCCCCAAGGGCGAAGGCGGAGGCGGCGCUCCCCGGCCCAUGUCGGCCCAUCUGGUACUCACCGCCCUGGCCAAGAUCUACGGCAGCAUCUUCAGCCUGUUCGUGGGCAGUCGGCCGCUCAUCAUGCUCAGCGACUUCGAGGCCGUGCGGGACGCCCUGGUCAACCAGGCCGAGGUCUUCAGCGACCGGCCCAGCGUGCCCCUCGUGGCCCUCAUCUCCAAGAGGAAAGGUGUGGUGUUUGCCCCUUACGGCCCGGUGUGGAAGAAACAGAGGAAGUUCUCCCAUUCAACCCUCCGUCACUUUGGAUUAGGAAAGCACAGCUUGGAGCCUAAAAUAAUCGAAGAAUUCAAGUAUGUGAAAGCAGAGAUCUUGAAGCACGGGGACAAGAAGUUCAACCCCUUCCCCAUAAUCGGCAACGCCGUGUCAAACGUCAUCUGCUCGAUGGCGUUUGGCAGGCGCUUUGACUAUGACGAUGCCAGCUUCAAGACCAUGCUGAAGCUGAUGUCUCGUGGUCUGGAGAUAAGCCUGAACAGUCACAUGAUUCUGGUCAACAUCUGCCCUUGGCUCUACUACCUCCCAAUCUAUCCUUUCCGAGUGCUCAGGCAGAUUGAGCUGGAUAUCACGGCCUUCCUGAAGACUAUUAUCACACAGCACCGGGAAACCCUCGAUAGCCAGAAUCCCCGAGACUUCAUCGACAUGUACCUCCUUCAUGCAGAUGAGGAAAGGAAGAUAGACAGCGAGAGCAGCUUCACUGAAGACUACCUGUUUUUUAUUAUUGCGGACCUUUUCAUCGCAGGCACGGACACAACAUCCAAUACCCUUCUCUGGAGUCUGCUUUACAUGUCGCUUCACCCACAGGAACAAAAAAAGGUCCAGGAAGAAAUUGAGUUGGUCAUUGGGCGCAAUAGGCCCCCUACCCUUGCGGACAAGGCACGCAUGCCCUUCACAGAAGCAACCAUCAUGGAAGUUCAAAGGAUGACGGUGGUUGUCCCUCUUUCGAUUCCUCGAAUGGCCUCAGAAACUACAGUGCUCCAGGGCUACACUAUCCCAAAGGGCAGUGUAAUCAUUCCAAACUUGUGGUCCGUGCACCGAGAUCCCAACAUAUGGGAGAAUCCGGAUGAUUUCCACCCAGCAAGGUUUCUGGAUGAAAAUGGCCAGCUCAUCAAAAAAGAAACAUUUAUUCCCUUUGGAAUUGGAAAACGUGUGUGCAUGGGAGAACAACUUGCCAAGAUGGAGCUGUUCUUGAUGUUUGUCAGCCUCCUGCAAAAUUUCACAUUUCAAUUUCCCGAAGACAUGGAGAAGCCAUCAAUGGCAGGAAGAUUUGGCCUGACUUUAGCUCCAUUUCCAUUCAACAUAAUUGCCUUAAAGAGAUGAAGGAACCUCGUUCAAGAACACUGCAUGAAGUUUGUAUUACUCUUACGGAAAUCCAGGGCUAUAUUUGAAAUGCACUUCAGUAACAAAAUCGCCAACCCUGAGCAGGGAUAGGAACCCUGCAGCCCACAGGGUACCCACAGGCUCAUAAAGCACUUUCCCCAUAGCCUGUGGGCUCUUCCAUUAAAUGUGUUGAAACUUUCUGAAUGCGGAAAAGGAAUAAAAGUUUCUAGUCCUCAAAGUUGUCGGAUGGCAGGUGACAACUGGUGCAGAGACUGUUAAUGGAAGUGUCAGGCAUUGAGUGGCUUUUUAUAUUAGUUUUACAUGCAACAGUGGGUAUCUCUUAUACAGGAGUCGUGACAUCCUUUAAAAUGGGCGCAUUGAAGGUACAGAGAGAUGUGUAAUAAAAACAGGAUUUGCUGUGGUUUUUGCUCCUGUGGGGUGAGUCUGACUUCUAUCCGCCUUCACUGUGAAAAGAGCAGCCUUACGUACUCCUGAUUCAAGUCUUCAGGGUUGCCUUUCCCUCAUGUUUCAGACGGAUUGACUGCUUUUCUUUCUUUCUUUUUAACUUUCAAAGCAUUGAGUGUGCAUUUGUUCCAUUAAAUGUGCAUUUCAUCCCCUAUAAUACUAAAACCAUGGAAGCAUUUCUGAAGUGUUGAAAACUCUCGCGGAGGCGGGUUAGUGAUGUCACCAUUCCGGACAAUCAGUGCUGUGCACAGCUGCUUUCUAAGAACAUAAAGAAGAGCCUGCUGGCCCAUCUAGUCCAGCAUCCUGUUCUCACAGGGGUCUGUAGGAAACCAGCAAGCAGGAUUUGAGCAGAAGAGCUCUCACCUCUCCUGUGGUUUCCAGCAACUGGUAUUCAGAAGCAUUGCUGCCUUCAACCAUGCAGAAUCUCUUUCCUCUUAGUCCAAGGAGGGAGAAGAUCACUUCCACAGGAGGCUCACAGCUCAAAUUAUAUAUACAUCUGUAGGUACACACGGUUUGUCUCUUGGUAGCUCUGUUUAUUCCUGUAAUGGGGAUAUGAAGACACAAAUGUUAAUGCAUGGAUCCACACACAACAGGAACAUUUUGUGUGCGUGGUUAGCAUGAAUUUAGGCAAUUGCAUCCCUUCACUGUGCUAUCUGUGUGCAUCUGAAUUACGGUAAUUUUAAAUAAGGGCCAUGUAGGAAGAUGGCAGGCACACAACUGUUCCCCCAGACAUAUGCAUGUAUGGUAAUAAUACAUGCAUAUCCUGGGAAGUAAAGCCAUACUGCCAAAGCCUUGGGCUGGCCUUUUUGGCAGGUGAUAAGCUGCUUUGAUAUUAUCAUGGAGUUCAUUUCCAAUUCAUUACCAUGUAAAGGAAGUAGUGACUUGAGACAAAUGGGGGAGGAGCUUAUGAAUCAACACUGUGCAGGUAUGAGCUACAGAAAGCCUGAAGUGCAGAGAAACCUUUAGGGAAGGUGACUCGGACUCCUUGGGCCAUUCUUAGUUAACUGGAAACUUCAAUGGAAAAACUAAAAUUGCACUGCUAAUUUUCAGCUGACUACUGUUAAACAGCCAGAGUGUGGCAGGGGCGAUAUGGCUGGCAAUGCAACUGAUUCUUUGUAUGGCAUGUAAGGCCUCUUGUAAUAAGGCAGCCUUUUUAAUGAAGCACUUUAUAAUUUUGUCAGGAUUCAAAGAUCUGUAUUUCUAUAUUUUAGUAGGUGUUAAGAGCCUCAUGAAUGAUAAUAUAUAUUACAUGGAUUGCCUAUAUCUUGCUGAUGUUUACCUGGCCUGCUUUAUUUCUUCCCCUUCCCCCAUGAAAAACAAAACAAAACGAAUGCCUUGUUUAGAAUUUUAGUAUGGAAUAGAUCAUUGCUGUUAGAAACUAGCAUUUGAGAUCAUUGCUGACUAUUUUUUAAAGGUGCCUAUCUUUCUAAAUACAGCCUGAGAUCUGUUUCUCAGUAUGAAUCUUUAUCUAAAUAAACCUUUUUAUUUUAAAAAGCAAUACUGUCUGGAAGCCGAUUUUGCUUUUUAAACAGAUAUUUUGAACAUCGAUUGUUAGCUGGUUUCUUAUUGGUCCCUCAUCUACAGUACAUUUUGAGUGAUUACUGUAAGUUUAUGUAGCCGAAACAAUACCAUCACUGCACAGAAGGGGAGUUAUAGAAGGCUUAGAGAAACCCUGAGAUUUGCAGAUGUACAAAAAAAUAGAGGGAGGACUCUGUUUUUGAAACUGGUGAGUGAAUAUACUUUUUUUUCCCAGGAGGAAUGCAAUGGCGAUGUGGAAAGGAAGGCAUGCUAGGGG
Messenger RNA from Zootoca vivipara (common lizard), 4238 nucleotides. RefSeq names its product cytochrome P450 family 2 subfamily U member 1 (gene CYP2U1). Gene Ontology annotation, biological process: xenobiotic metabolic process. The record is from RefSeq and is a predicted model, not a curated record. Lineage: Eukaryota; Metazoa; Chordata; Lepidosauria; Squamata; Lacertidae. Gene Ontology annotation, cellular component: intracellular membrane-bounded organelle; cytoplasm. Gene Ontology annotation, molecular function: iron ion binding; oxidoreductase activity, acting on paired donors, with incorporation or reduction of molecular oxygen, reduced flavin or flavoprotein as one donor, and incorporation of one atom of oxygen; heme binding.